This is a messenger RNA of Aplosporella prunicola CBS 121167, 734 nucleotides long. RefSeq lists its product as uncharacterized. The record is from RefSeq and is a predicted model, not a curated record. Bases 90 to 524 code for a protein of 144 amino acids. The transcript has a single exon. Lineage: Eukaryota; Fungi; Ascomycota; Dothideomycetes; Botryosphaeriales; Aplosporellaceae.
CAGUCAAAAAAGAGCAGCCCGAUACUUCCACCGUCUUUUGUGGCAAUUAAAGAGAUGUUCCGACAUUACAGGAUUUUCGGGUCUGCUACAUGAACCGGAAAACCCCGGCUUCUUCCGAUAGGGACUGCUAUCUCGACUUGUUUUGUUUCAUCCGAUUCAUUUCGGACUUCAUGUUUUCGAAUAACUUUUCGAAAACCGUCUGCUUGUUCGAUGCAGACCUCGAUCAACUCCUAGAUGAUGCUGUUCAAAGACAUCUCUUCGAGGCUCUGAGGCAGAUGAUGCACCGUCCGUGGUGGAACCGGAUGUGGACAAUACGAGAUCGUCGUGCCAACAAAGGCCAGUAUGAUCUAUGGCUCAACAUUUUCACUGUGGGAGAUGUUUGUAAGCGCUGCAAAGGCUUCCAAUCUCAUAGCAGCCAAUCAGCCAUCUUCAAUUCCGUCCGAUUACAAGAAUGUCCUCCGGUAUUUCUCGCGCGUCAUUCUCGACAUCGACGAUAUGAGAGAGUGCUGGAAAAGGCGCGUUAGUAGGGACCUGAUUUCACUUUUAAGACGAUUCGGUAAUCGAGGUGCAACCGAUGAUAGGGACAGAAUCUAAGCCCUCCUUGGUAUAUGCACUGGCCGAACCCGGAUUCAACCUGACUAUACGGCCGAUGUAGCAUCGGUCUACAUGCAUGCAGCUUUAAGCAUCAUCAAUGAUGAAAGAUCGCUGGAUGUAUUAAUAGGCGACAUGGGAAG